Messenger RNA from Dicrocoelium dendriticum, 1024 nucleotides. The record is from the annotation of a GenBank genome assembly. Lineage: Eukaryota; Metazoa; Platyhelminthes; Trematoda; Plagiorchiida; Dicrocoeliidae.
GCACAAUGCCUUUUUCUGUACACGGUUAUGAAUCUGUGAGUCAAGUACCAAAGCUAGGCGCUACUAUCCAUUGUUUUACUGAACCAGUAAUGUCCGUCGCGUGUUAUCACCUCAGCUUGGCUUGGGCCCCUUUACUGCUGGCACUAACAAUCUCCAGUACAAUGCUAAUUUGUUACCUUGUUGCGGUCGUAAAGGGUAGUGUGCUAGCAGAGUUUCCAAUGAUAAGUGCGACUGGCGCUUUCCCACCGGAGAGUUGCAUCUUCUCACAGGGGUUGAAUUUGGCUUCAUUCUUUAGUCUGCUCUGCGUGUAUCUGUGGCAUCGAAUUGCCCACGAACAAACUAAAUAUAUGGGAACAAAACAACCGAAGUGUGUACUGUAUUGGAGCUUGGUCGUGGGUGCGCUUGCGUCAUUGGGACUUUCACUUGUUGGAAACUUUCAGAUGGUCAAUGUGGUAGCUGUUCACGAUGUUGGAGCAAUUAUGGCUUUCGGUGGCUGCACCAUCUACAUAUUCAUGACAACGCAUAUCUGCCGCCGCUAUUUGGGAUAUCGCGCGAUAUACUGGGUUUUACGUUUAUUAUUGGCUCUUGGCUGCCUAGUCAGUUCUCUGAUUUUUCUUGGGUGUCGAAUUACCUACCACACAUUGUAUCACACCGAUUCGUUCGCAUUGUUAACACGAGUUUUGCCGACGGACCCGGGAUACACAGAGUUCAUCUGCAGCGCUUCCGCCGAGUGGGUUUUGGCUUUAUGUAUCAUCAUGUACUUCUUAUCCUUGGCCCCGGAGUUUCGAAAAUACGCUUUGCAAAUGCCUCAGGCUGUCGGGAGUUCUAUGUGGAACCAGUCAAGCAAAUGAAGACACGGAGACGUUAACAGAUAAACAAAGAGCUUCAUAAUAACUUACUUAAUUUUUUGCCUGCUGCCUUCGCUACCGGUAUUACCGCCUUUUGUACUUUGAAAAUAACAAAUGAUUUUACAUAAGCCAUUUAUGUUUUAUGGGUAAGUGUCUUGCAUAUAAGUAUCUCAUCU